AUAUAUAUAUCUUUUUAACUAAAGACUUCCAUUAUUUGAUAUAAGAAACUGAUUGAGGAUAGAAUAAAUGCUCUUGUUUAACUUUUAUUUUGCAGUGUGACGUUUCUUCAGAAGCUUGUAAACAGUUAGAAUUAGAAAAUCAGGAAUUAAGAGAUAAAUUACAGAAGUUGGAAGAGCAAAUAGCAGGUAUACAUUCUAGUGAGAGAGCUGAUGUGUCAGUUGCAUCACCCGAAGAGAAGAAUGGUGAAAUACAGGAAACACCUGAUAAAGUGAAAGAAAAGAAGGGACAGGAUUUGAAAUUCUCCCCUGAGCAAGCAAGGAGACUAAAAGGAGACUAUGAUGAUGUUGUGAAGAAAAAUCAAGAGCUUGAAAGCAGAAUCCUCCAAAUGGCUAGCGAAAUGCAAACAGAGAAAGAGAAGUUUGAGGCAACAGUUGGGGCAAUGUCAAAGCAGUUAAUGGACUUUGUUGAGAAAAUGAACAAACUGGAGGUGGAAGCUAUGAAGUACAAGAGAGAUUGUUCAUUAGUGGUACAGCUUUUGAAGUGUAACCAGUCCCUGGACAGGAAGUUUGUUUCUCAAAAAAUGGAUACGUUACCAUCAGAACUGAAAGACAAGUUGACAACAGAGCUUGACCUUAAAGAAGAAAGACAACCUCUCAGCCAUCCAGACUGGAGCAAAAAACUCUGGAGAACAAAGAGUAUGGGGCCAACAAAUGCAAAAACAGAGCCACAGUCAAAGACUGUACGUACACCUAAGUUCAGUGAAUGAGGAAUAUCAAAAAGUAGUCCAUCCACAAACACUUUGAGCAUAGUUUGCAGAGUGCAUUAGAUUUAAGUCAUCAUAGUGAGCACUUGACACAAGUAAGAAUGUGCAUUUAGGUUUUUUAACUGAAAACUGAUUGAAUAGUUUAAAUUUUUAAUUUUUUCAUGGCAGCGUUAUCAAAAUUUUAUUGCCAGAUAAAAUUUAGCAACUGACAGAUCUGGCCAAUAAAUUGUAUAAAUAUUUUUUUUAAGAAUGUAACAGCCAUCUGGCUAAGCCAGGUACCUCACUGUGUUUGUAAGUGUCCUGACCUAGAACCCCCCC
This is a messenger RNA of Pocillopora damicornis (cauliflower coral), 1082 nucleotides long. Its product is annotated as tight junction-associated protein 1. The record is from RefSeq and is a predicted model, not a curated record. NCBI's taxonomy places the organism in Eukaryota, Metazoa, Cnidaria, Anthozoa, Scleractinia, Pocilloporidae.